UGUCAAAGAGCCCGUAAAGUAAAUACGUACUCGGUCAUACAAAUAUACUCAGUGAUUAGUGGUGCUCUAUCUCACUAGCAAGCAGGAAAAAUAUUUUUGCCUAUCGUUGUGCAGUGGUUUAAGAAGUGUGAUUUAUUUUUAAUUUUCAUUUGUGCUUAUUAAUAAUUGUGCACGUCACCGAAAGUUUCGACAAGCGGAAAUGUUUCGAUUGGGACAAGUUGCGAUUCGCAAUGGCCAGCGGUUGAAUGCCAUCGAACUUCGAAGAUGCCUCUCUGCGGCUCCCAAAGCGCAAAAGCGCCAAGAAAGCCGCCCGGCCGCCACCGACGACGACAAGAAGCCCAACAUGUCGUUCCUAACCAACAUCUUCCGCGGCGAGGUUCAACCGUCUCAGGUCUUCCCCUAUCCGGAGGUGCUAGAUGCCGACCAGAAGGAAUACAUUGCAGCGUUUGUCGAUCCCGUUAAUAGGUUCUUCGAGGAAGUUAACGACCCGGUCAAGAACGACACGACCGCCAGUAUCGACGAGGCCACUAGCGAUGCCCUGUGGGAACUGGGGGCCUUUUCGCUGCAAGUUCCUCCGGAGCACGGUGGUCUGGGCUUGAACAACACCCAGUACUCCCGGAUGUGCGACAUCAUCGGUGGACAGGAUCUGGGAUUGGGAAUCUGCAUCGGUGCCCACCAAAGUAUCGGUUUCAAAGGAAUUCUGCUGUACGGAACGAAGGAACAAAAGGAAAAAUACCAGCCGAAAGUUUCUACCGGAAAAAUCUAUGCUGCUUUUGCAUUGACCGAGCCGAGUUCCGGUUCGGAUGCCGGUUCCAUUCGGUGCCGUGCGGUGAAGACUCCGGAUGGCAAGCACUUCGUGUUGAAUGGGUCCAAGAUCUGGAUAUCCAACGGAGGGAUUGCCGAUAUAAUGACCGUUUUUGCUCAGACAGAGAUUGAAGAUCCUCGCACCGGCCAGAAGAAGGACAAGGUGACGGCAUUCAUUGUCGAGCGUGGAUUUGGUGGUGUUACCAGUGGCCCACCGGAGAACAAGAUGGGUAUCAAGUGUUCCAAUACGGCUGAAGUUUACUUUGAAGAUUGCAAGAUCCCAAUUGAGAACGUGCUGGGAGGAGAAGGCAACGGGUUCAAGGUUGCUAUGAAUAUCCUGAAUAAUGGACGUUUCGGUAUGGCUGCUACUCUAUCUGGUACCAUGAGGGUUUGCAUUCAAAAGGCUACCGAACAUGCUACGAAUCGUGUCCAGUUCGGUAGGAAGUUGGAAACGUACGGUGGAAUUCAGGAGAAGUUGGCGCGCAUGGCUAUGCACCACUACGCAACUCAGUCGAUGGCCUAUAUGAUCUCUGGAAACAUGGACUCCGGCUCUACGGACUACCAUCUGGAGGCGGCCAUCUCCAAGGUGUUUGCUUCGGAGUCGGCGUGGUAUGUAUGUGAUGAAACGAUCCAGAUUCUGGGUGGAAUGGGAUUCAUGAAGGAUGCUGGCGUGGAACGUUUCAUGCGUGAUUUGAGAAUCUUCAGAAUCUUCGAGGGAACGAACGACAUUCUGCGAUUGUUUGUCGCUUUGACGGGCAUCCAGUAUGCAGGAUCUCACCUGAAAGAAUUGCAGAAAGCAUUAAAGUAUCCGGCAGCCAAUUUGGGAUUGAUCUUCAAGGAAGGAUCGCGGCGAGCAAUUCGUAGCAUCGGUUACGGUGGAACUGAUCUGACACCAUUCGUUGCCGAUCAGCUCAAGGAUGCUUCCAAGCACUGUUCUGAGUGUAUCGACAUCUUUGGUCAGGCGGUUGAAUCGCUGCUUAUCAAGCACGGAAAGAAUAUUGUCGAGGAACAGUUCGUGCUGAACAGGUUGGCCGAUGCCGCUAUCGACACGUAUGCGAUGGCAGUGGUCCUAUCGCGGGCAUCUCGAGCUGUUCACAAGGAUCUACCGUCAGCGGAGCAUGAAGUGCUGAUGGCACAGGCCUGGUGUCACGAAGCAGCCGAUCGAGUGCGAGUCAACAUUCGCAAAAUUAAUUCCGACUCGUUUGUGAAAAAUUGCGGCAAGAUGUCUCAGAUUUCCAAGAAUAUCUGCGCUCACAAUGGAAUUGCGCAUAACAAUCCGCUGGAUAUUGAUUAAACUGCGUUUGCGAAUCGAGUACGAGGCGGAUCUGUCGACCUCUAGCGAAAUGGUUCAUGAUGAUUUUCUAGCGAAAAUUCAAUUAGGGAAUCUUGCACGACUGUCAAAUAUUUACCGAAUCGGUGUCCCACUAUUGCGAAAGAGUAAGGGUCUGUGAAAGCUGCAGGAUUUGGGCCUAGCUCCAAUUGCCUAUGUAUGCGAGUUGAUAUUCGAGUGAACGAUUUAAGGGAAAACUUAGGUAGCCAAUUUCACCAACAUCCACUAACUUAUGUUAUGUUUUUUUGUUAAUCCGAUCACACACCAAUUUUUUGUUUUUGUGUACAUACAGGUAUAAUAAGUAUCGAAAGGUUUAUAUACAAAACUAUAUUAGAUUCUAUCAAAACAAAA
Ochlerotatus camptorhynchus is the source of this 2485-nucleotide messenger RNA. Its product is annotated as very long-chain specific acyl-CoA dehydrogenase, mitochondrial-like. Lineage: Eukaryota; Metazoa; Arthropoda; Insecta; Diptera; Culicidae. The transcript has 5 exons. The coding region runs from base 200 to 2098 and encodes 632 amino acids. Gene Ontology annotation, molecular function: fatty-acyl-CoA binding; flavin adenine dinucleotide binding; very-long-chain fatty acyl-CoA dehydrogenase activity. The record is from RefSeq and is a predicted model, not a curated record.